Messenger RNA from Hevea brasiliensis (rubber tree), 1381 nucleotides. RefSeq names its product protein IRX15-LIKE. The record is from RefSeq and is a predicted model, not a curated record. The transcript has a single exon. Gene Ontology annotation, biological process: xylan biosynthetic process. The coding region runs from base 197 to 1141 and encodes 314 amino acids. Lineage: Eukaryota; Viridiplantae; Streptophyta; Magnoliopsida; Malpighiales; Euphorbiaceae.
AUUAUUUGGUUGAUUGUAAAGUGACUGAUGUCACAUUCUGGCUGUACUAUUGCUUCAAAGCAUGAUCUUUUGCCUUAGAGCUAACCCUUCUUUAAAAUCAUUCCCUCUUUUCUCAUUUCAAUCAAGAUUCUAAAUCUUGACCACCAAGAACGAGAGAAGGGAGGAUUUUCAUUGCUCUCUCUUUUGCACAAGAAAGAUGAAGAGCAAUAACAAUAACAAUACAAAGCUUAUUCUUCUUCACCCUUAUGUCCAAAAACAAGGAAGCUCCAAUCGCUUAUGGCUCCUUGCCUUUGUUUCUUUCUUCACUAUUGCGUUUCUUGUUACUCUUAUCUACACUAGAGAGUCUUUGCCCACUAAAUCCACCGCCGCUUUGGCUGCUGCUGCCACAUCCUCCUCCAUCUCCACCACCGCACCACUGCCUACCACAGUCAUCAAUACUCUCCUCCACUAUGCUUCAAGAUCCAAUGACAGUUUCCACAUGUCCUACUCCGAAAUUAAACCCAUAUCUGAUGUCCUUAGAAAGUGUUCUUCUCCUUGUAACUUUCUUGUUUUUGGCCUAACACAUGAAACCCUUCUCUGGAAGGCCCUCAACCACAAUGGCCGCACAGUUUUCAUCGAUGAAAACAGAUACUACGCUGCCUAUUUCGAAGAGCUACACCCUGAAGUUGAUGUGUUUGAUGUUCAAUACACAACAAAAAUGGGAGAAUUCAGAGAACUCAUAGCCUCCACAAGGGAUCAAAUACACAAUGAAUGCAAGCCAGUUCAGAAUCUUCUCUUCUCAGAAUGUAAGCUUGGGAUUAAUGACUUGCCUAAUCAUGUUUAUGAGGUGGAUUGGGAUGUGAUAUUGAUCGAUGGGCCUCGAGGGGAUGGACCAGAAGGGCCAGGGAGGAUGACACCAAUCUUCACAUCUGGGGUUCUAGCUAGAAGCAAGAAGGGAGGAAAUGGGAAGACUCAUAUAUUUGUGCAUGAUUACUACAGAGAUGUGGAGAAAGUAUAUGGAGAUGAGUUCUUGUGCAGAGAGAACUUGGUGGAAGCUAAUGACAUGCUUGCUCAUUUUGUGGUGGAGAAGAUGGAUGAGAAUAGCUACCAAUUCUGCAGCAACAAAACAUCAAAAUCAGCUUCUUCUUCUUCAUCAUCCUAAUUGUUUUUGUCUUAAAGGCACAUGGUUCCAGUGGAUAUCAAAUGGUACAAGUGGUAAAAAAAAAAAAAAAAAAAAAAGAAUGUGGGUUAUUUAUGAUCAUUGAAAAGCUUAGACCUUUUCUCUUUUUCUUCUUGGAUUGGGGACUGGGGAAUGUAAAAAAUAAUUCUUUUUGGUAAUGCAAAAAAACCCUUGUAAUUUCGUGGCAAUGGAAGCUUCAAAAUCUCAAUUUGUUUUAGUUCA